Messenger RNA from Tarenaya hassleriana, 696 nucleotides. RefSeq names its product auxin-responsive protein SAUR32. The transcript has a single exon. Gene Ontology annotation, biological process: response to auxin. Lineage: Eukaryota; Viridiplantae; Streptophyta; Magnoliopsida; Brassicales; Cleomaceae. The record is from RefSeq and is a predicted model, not a curated record. Bases 160 to 531 code for a protein of 123 amino acids.
GUCCCGUAUCUUCAAAGAAAUGUCUAACAAGCAAGCCUACCUCCACAUCCCUUGCACAUUAAUCCUCCAAGAACCUUGGCAAUUUUCCUUCACUUUCUAGGCCAAAAUUUUCCAGGAAAAAAAAAGAAAGAAAGAAAGAAAGAAAGACAUGGAGAAGUCAUGGAAACCCUAGCGAGAACACCGAUCGAACUCAUCAACAAAGGCAUGGGUAGCUUCCGUCUUCACAUCCCUCGUCUACACCAUCACCACCAUCAUGAGAAGGUCCCAAAGGGGUGUUUGGCAGUGAAGGUGGGGCAAGGGGAUGAGCAAGAGAGAUUCGUGAUACCAGUGAUGUACUUCAACCAUCCAUUGUUCGGACAGCUGUUGAAGGAAGCUGAAGAAGAGUUCGGUUUCAAUCAGAAGGGAACCAUCACUAUCCCUUGCCACGUCGAAGAGUUUCGGCACGUUAGAGGCCUGAUCGAUCGAGAAAAAUCCCUCACUCAUCGCCACCACCACCACCAUACCCAUGCUGUUGGUUGUUUUAGGGUUUGAUUUUUUUUUUUUAAAAAAAAAAAGCUUUGGCGUGAAUGAAUCCAUGCAGAUCGAGUUUGUAACAUAUUCAUCUUAUCAUCCUUUUUUCUUUUUUGAAGAAGAAGAAAAUGUAAAUAAAUCGACUGUUUUGUUACGUGCGAAAAUAUCAUAUGAUGCUUGAUACAA